This is a messenger RNA of Microstroma glucosiphilum, 1517 nucleotides long. RefSeq names its product S-adenosyl-L-methionine-dependent methyltransferase. Bases 52 to 1128 code for a protein of 358 amino acids. NCBI's taxonomy places the organism in Eukaryota, Fungi, Basidiomycota, Exobasidiomycetes, Microstromatales, Microstromataceae. The transcript has 4 exons. The record is from RefSeq and is a predicted model, not a curated record.
CCCCCUCCAACAAGCUACACCUUCUACCACCACCCUACCCACCUUGCAAGCAUGGACUACGCUUACGCCGCUCUUGACAGGGGCUACAUCCCCGAUUUCACCCUUCGCAGAGCCAUUCGAGCCCUCAAUGCCCAGAGGAUAAGGUCACUCUCCAGCGGCACCUACUCCAAAGACAUUGAGAACAAAAUCGAGUACAUCGACAGUCUCAAGACCAAUGAGAUUGCCAUUGAGACUGAAAAGGCCAAUGAGCAGCAUUACGAGGUGGAUACCGACUUCAUGUUGAGCUGUCUAGGCAAAAGGGCAAAGUACUCCUGCUGCCUCUAUCCCACUGGAAAGGAGACGCUGGAUCAGGCAGAAGAAGCCAUGCUCGACUCGUACUGCACAAAGGCCAAGCUAAAAGACGGACAAGACGUCCUGGACCUGGGUUGUGGCUGGGGAAGUCUCUCGCUCUACUUGGCAGAACGGUACCCCAACAGCCGGGUCAAGUCUCUCUCGAAUAGCAAGACUCAGAAGAUCUACAUCGACUCGACGGCAAAGGCUCGUGGCCUGAAGAACCUGGAAGUUUUCACAGGAGACGUCAAAUUGUACGACUUUGCCGACAUCAAGUUCGACCGUAUUCUCAGCAUAGAGAUGUUUGAGCACAUGAAGAACUACUCGCUCCUCUUCUCCAAGGUGUCCUCGUGGCUCAAGUCUUCGCCCAAGGACAACCCCUCGGACCCCUCUCUCCUCUUCAUCCACAUCUUCUGUCACAAGACGACGCCUUACCAUUUUGAGGAGUCCGAUGGUUGGAUGGCGCAGAACUUCUUUUCAGGCGGAACGAUGCCCUCGCACGAUCUCUUCUUGCACUUUCAGCAAAAGGUCGUCCUGGAGAAGAUCUGGUGGCUCAAUGGGAACCACUAUGCGCGUACAUGUGAGGACUGGCUCAAGAAGCAGGAUAAGGGAAAUAAGGGUGGCAAGAGCAUCGCUGGGCUGAGGGCGGACGCGAAGAAGAAGGGUGUAGACGAGGCAGAAGGCGAGAAGACCUUCUACAGAUUCAGAGUCUUCUACCUUGCCUGCGCUGAAUUUUUUGCUACGAACGGAGGAGAAGAGUGGGGCGUGGGCCACUACCUCUUCACCAAGCGGGACUGAGAGACGGCAUCGAGCAUACUAUUAUAGACGACGUCGUCCGCGACAGAACAAUUCGGUCCGAAUAUCAUCGAUCUCAAUGAAUGUCUCACUCGUCACAGCAUAGAUAAGUUGGUAUUUGAUUAAUGAGCAGGUGAUGAAAUGGGGAGGAAGAGCGAGCUUCGUUCACUGGUCUCUUGAAGAGGCGGGGCUGCGAAAGUAUGCUGAUCUGCAGCAGCACCUUCGAAGCAAAUGAGCCCUACAUGGGGUAGAAUCGAAUACGAAAGAGAGGUAUAGCCACUUCAGACUGAAGUGAGCAAGAGAAGCGCAAAGAUGGAGAGGAGAGAAAGGCUGCUGCUGCACAUGGCGCAGAGUCAUCGAGGCGUAAGGCAGUCUGAGAGACUAGUUCAGUG